UAUAGGAUUGUUUUACUUAGAAAUGCCAUUUAUUUAGCUUGUUCAGAUAAUAUUCAUUAUCUUAACGCUUUCACCCUUUUAAAAGGUUAUUAAUGUCUCAGCACAAAACCAGAGGGAAAUUAGAGAAAAAGGAGGCAAAUAUGUCCAUUCAUCUACAGUCUGGUUCUUCUGUGAAAGGCAAACGUGCAGGUGAAGAAAAAAGAGAAAAGGAAGCUAGAAGUCACAUUGCAUCCUCAAGUCUAAAAGGAGAUGUUAGAGAAAAAAAAUCAAUCAUCCUUACUUCUCCCACUUCAACAUCUCCUCCCACUUCAACAUUUUCCCUGCCCACUUUCAGAAAACAUCCUCCUAUAGAUCCCAUUGUUGACCCAGAUCUCCGCCCCUUUGUGCUUUCCACACACUGCGACGCCCUCUUCGCCUCGCUUCAAGGACUCAAGGAGGAGGGGCUUCUGCUGGACUGCAGUUUAAAGCUCCUAGGCAACUCCUACAAAGCUCACCGGCUGGUGCUCGCUGCUGUCAGUCAAAAGGCAGAGGCGUGGCUGUUAUCUGGAGAGGUGGGGCUUAAGGAAGUGGAACUGGAUGGAGGACGGAUGACUCCUGCAGGAUUGAAGGCUGUACUGGACUUCAGCUACAGUGGAGAAGUGGAUAGAGGAGAAACAGAUGAAGUGCUGGAAGCCUGUAGGGUAUUAGGGGCCGAAAGACUCAAGCAACUGUUUGGUGGAGACGUUCUGGUCAUCGGGAGCAGAGAGAGGGAAAGAAGCCUGCAGAUCAUACAAAUACUGUGGGAGGGAAACAUUGGCUGUGAUAUCAUCAUACAAGCAGACAGUGGAGACCGUUUCCCUGCCCAUCGUGUCAUAUUAUCAGCGGGUGCGGACUACUUUAGGGCUCUCUUCUGUGGAGGGUUACGCGAAUCCGGCGAGGAUGUGGUGUUACUGCGCGACGUAGCGUCCUGGGUGCUGCGCGACCUACUGGACUUCAUUUACUCCGGCCGACUAAAACUCAGCUGCAGGAACGUGUGGGAUCUGACAGAAGCCGCUUCACAGUUUCAGCUGCAGGGGGCGCUGUCACUGUGCUCAAACUUCCUACAGGACAACAUGGAUGAAACGUCUUGCCUGGAUGUUCUGGCCUUGGCUGAAGUCCACAAUCUGGAGGAUCUGCGCAGAAGGGCAGAGGACUAUGUUUUAGCCCACUUUCAGAGGGUGGCAGAGGGGGAGAAGUUCAGGGAUCUGCCUUGCGUCCAGCUGCAGCAUCUGCUGGAGAGAGAUGCGCUGAAUGCAGAUAGUGAGCUGGACGUGUUCAGAGUUGUGGUCAACUGGGUCGAAGAUGAUAAAGACCAGAGGCUGUGUCAUUUCUCCCGACUGAUGCAGGGCGUUCGUUUCCCUCUCAUGAGACCGGAGGAGCUGCUGGAGGUGCAGGACUGUAAACUGCUGGUCAGGAGUUCAGGAGGGAAAACAGCUCUGGAAAUUGUGAAUAAUCUCUUACAUGGUGAUAGGAGAACGCCGGACUGCAAGCCACGCACUCCAAACCAGGUGUUGGUUCUUGUAGGUGGAGAUUGUGUGAAUGAGAAUUUUGAGCGUCGAGAGCCGAACCUGUGCUUGUGGUUUGCCCGUCACUUCAUGCGUGGAGAGGGACUCAUCCGUACGAUUGAGUGGAGACCUCUGGCCCGCCUCCCCGAGCCGCCGCGCUUCCGCCACUGCGUGUGCGUCCUCAAUAACACACUCUAUAUCCUGGGAGGCCGGAAGUACUACGGUGCCCUGGACAUACUGAAGACUGCACUGAGAUUUGAUCCAGCUCAGGGCAGAUGGGAAUGUCUUCCUGACAUGUCCAGCCCCAGGGAUUACUUCGCCGCUGUUUGUCACAGAGGGAAGGUGUUUGCCCUGGGUGGAAACAGCGAUGACAUGAACUGUCUGGACUCAGUGGAGUGUUACACACCUGACGACAACACCUGGAGGUUGUCUCAUCCUCUGGACGUGGCUCUCUGCGGUCACGCCGCAGCCGUGUUGAAUGGAGAGAUGUUUGUGUCUGGCGGUUGUGACUCUCGUCUGCGCUGCUAUCCGUGUCUGUGGCUCUACGACCCGGUGCGUGGCUGCUCGAAACGUGCACCCAUGACGGUAGGAGCAGGACGGGCUGGUCAUGUGAUGCUGGUUGCGGGACACCGAUUGGUCGUGGCUGGGGGCUUGCAGCCAAUGUGGGCUGGGUUUGGAGACCAGCUGCAGUGCGAGUCAUAUGAUCCCAUUCAUGACUCCUGGUCGUCGUUCCCCUUUCUUCCCAGACCGCACCUCUCACCUGCAGCAGCCACUCUUGAUGGACAGCUGUAUGUUUUGGGAGGGUCUUCAGCCGAUUCAGCCCGUGAUACGCCCUGGGUGCACCGUUACGAUCCUCAGGCAAGAUGCUGGGAUAAACUAGGAGCGAUGCCACGACCUUACGCUGAUCUCGCUGCAUGCACUUUACAGCUGCCUGUCAGCCUGAAGAGCUGAGAGCAAUGUCAUUUUUAUGAAUACUGUGUCUAUUAGGUUAUGGUAAUGUUACUAUUACUUCUAUUACUCUCACUAUCGACUUUGGAUUGCUUAGUUGGGUUUCUAUUCAGUAAUUAUUAUUGGUUUGACUGCAAGCAGUGAUGAAAGGGCCCUCACACCCAUGCCACCACCACCUGGUGGCUUUAGGAAAACAGCACAGUGACCAAUAUGUAAUUUAAGGAUUAGUCCAUUUUUAAAUAAAAAUGUAUAAAUAAUCAUUUAAAUAAUAAUUUACUCACCCCCAUGUUAUCCAAGAUGUUCAUGUCACGUCAGUCGAAAAGAAAU
Messenger RNA from Megalobrama amblycephala (Wuchang bream), 2798 nucleotides. RefSeq names its product kelch-like protein 33. Gene Ontology annotation, molecular function: protein binding. The coding region runs from base 93 to 2474 and encodes 793 amino acids. NCBI's taxonomy places the organism in Eukaryota, Metazoa, Chordata, Actinopteri, Cypriniformes, Xenocyprididae. The record is from RefSeq and is a predicted model, not a curated record. The transcript has 7 exons.